CAAAUCUGGGCCUCGUCAGCCGUGUCAGUGUGACGUCACUAGGGGGAAACUACAGGUGUGUCGUACCGUUAGUUCCCCUGGUGAAAGAUUCGAAAGUACUGUGACCAUACUAGGAUGAGUCUAGUCAAGGUAUAUGCCGCCUUGUUCUGCUUUUGUUUCGUGCUUGGUAUACCCGUGUGUUGGGCUACCCCACAACCGCCCUCACAUACACACGUGUGUGAGUUUACACCGACAAACGAGACCCAGUUCAUCGACAGCAUCUACCAGUUUUUCAACAAGGACAGCGGGACGAGAAUCUUGGAGUACCACGUCAAGUUUGUAAACGUCAGUUCGGAUUUCGAUCUCAGCAAGCGCUCACGUAAAGACGCCUUUCAGCCAUGGAGGUGGUUUCGAACCCAGGGUGUGGGCAGCUCCCAGUUGUUGCUGGUCAACACGUAUUACUACGGCCUGCUGAAGCCUUUCGCGACAGUGGGUAUCGCCCAGAGGGACGUGGUCCUGAGUGUGAGUCCUUCAGAUUGUCUGGACGAUCUUAAAGAUGACCAGCUGGACAAUAUGCUGAGGGAUUAUCUGUUGAGGGAUUUUGACGUUGACGGCGCCACGGUAAAACACCCGUUCAAAUACUCAGACGCUGUGGAGAUCUGUACAGCUCUGGUUGAUGAUGAUGACGGCUGGGGACGUCUAGUCUACAGGUGCUGUGGAUACGACUACCGGAAGCACCUGUACUGUGAUGACGUGUACAACGGCGACUGGGUGUGGGCCCUCCAAAUCUUUAUCCUUACCCUGACGGUCAUCAUCUUUCUCUACAUCCCCCUCCUCAUCCCCGAGGGUUACAGGUACAACACGUAUUGUUACUUCCCUGCGGAUAAUCUGACGUUUAAGAUAGUUUGUACACAUCAUCCCGAGGAGUACAGGACGAAUAAAAAAUCCCUGGCCCUCAGACGUAAACAGUGGGAGAAGAUGACCAAGGUGAAGAAAUUUCUACCUUCACUGGUCAAAGAUGUUGUCUACCUGUGUCACGUGAAGAAGGUGGAGUUUAGUGUCAAUAUGGACAAGCUGCUGGUUGAGGGCGGGUCAACAAUCAACAGCACCAAGGCUUUGUUCAACGCCUUCAUCCGGUGUAAGAUCCGCCAAAGUGAACCCCUAGAAGACUGUUGUCGCUACCCUGCUUGUGGCACUAUCUGCUGCACCCACUCGCCUCCAUGGAACGUCGUUGUCCGAGCGUUCAGAACCCUGUUCGUCAUGACAGUGUUGGUCAUCCCCUCCCUCCCUUUCAUGUACGCCAUGGCCGCUGAUGACCUGGAUUUCCAGUUUCUGGGGGAGGCGUUCGAAUCUCGCGGGCUCCAACGGAAAUUCAACUUCUACACUGGUCGUGUUUCUGGGAAAAUUAUUGUCGCAGUCAUAUCAAUCAUGUACAUUCUUCACUGCGCUCUUCUAAUCAUAGACGGCGCCACAACUGAAACUUUCAGUCAACUUUACAACGAAAUCUUCGACCUUUCAUGGAAGAAACAGCUGAGACAACAUGUCACGUGGGUUAGGUAUCAACUCAAAAGACUUCGAAUGCCAAUUAAAAGAUGUGGUAUUUUCGUCUUGCCCAUUUGGAUACUGGCAGCCAUUUUGUUUCCCAUGUAUGUGAUGAUGUCUAUCAUCUACCACGCCCCAAUGCUGCAGCUUGUUGUUCAAGUUAUACGGAAGAGUUAUCGCCGAGUCAAAUCUUUAAAACAGAAACCUAACGACAGGAUCAAAGCUUACAACGGCUGUCAACUUUUCUGGUUCUUCUUCACAAUCCUCUUCGUCUUCAUCGUACUCACCAUCGGCACAAACUUCCUGGUUCACGUGCUGGCUAUGGUAAUCGUAACCGUGGUGGUGGAGGCUGACCUCAUCUACCGCAUCCUUCCGGUGGUGCUGCUGUUUUUCAUGUACAUCCGGGACUCGUACAGUCGUGUAGGGCUGGGGUACGACGCCUUCUACAACAUAUUGCUGGAUGCCGUUAAGUCCAAGGAGCAGAAAGCUGUGAAAGCCGAGGCUAUGAAACCCAGACACCAACAAACCAACAGAGUUUUUAAGGUGGAUGUUGAGAAACUAGAUGACGCUUCAGAAACUGAUGGCGCAGACGAUAUGGCCGUUGAUGUAGCGGAAGUUCCGGUUCCCCAGCCCAAGAGACUUUUUAACGUGAAGCACGGCAACAUCCGACUACACCAGAGACAACUGCUGCUGUUUCUAACUAGGGACGACUUUCUGCACAUGUCCGAGAAAUUUUUCUUUCAUUGUUGUACCAUGGACUGUGCUGGGAGUCCUGGUCCUAUUGUAGAGAGCUAUGUUAAGGCUACACUAGAAGUGGUUAAAAUCGGCAUCUUCCUUCUCUUCGUCUUCCUGGUGGUGAUGGCGUACGGCAGCAGCUACUACAUCUCACCUGCCAAUCACCUGUUUGUCACCCUCAUCUCUGGUCUGGUGCCGCUGAUCAUCAGGAACGUCUUUUGUUUGGCUGGUGCCACACCUGUUGAAACCGUCAAUACGAAAAACUACAGGUUCGAGGCCCAGCUGAAGGAAAAAAUUGAAACCUUCGGCCAGUCUUGGGAUGUCAAGGACAUGACCCUGGCCAACCCCAGCCCAAACAACAACAUGUAUGACGAAUCUGAACUUUCCGAAACGGGAAGUCCCGGGGACGUGAUUGACCUCAUUCUGGACUUGAAUGGGAGCUGUACGGAGGAAGAGAUUCAGAAGGUGGAGGAAGCAGACGACGAUCUUCAGAAGCUCGAACCUGUAUGAGCCCAAGAGUUUUAUUUUAGCUGGUACAAAUGUAAUUUAGGUGUUACAGAAUUAGCUGUGGCCACUACAAAAUAUGUUUUAGGUAUUACAAAAUGUGUUUUAUGUAUUACAAAAUGCGCUGUAACUGUUACAAAAUAUGUUUUAGUCGUGUCACAAUUCCUGGUGUUUGAAUGACUAUUGAAAUGUAAUAUAUUUGUUUAUAGAACGUUACUUAAAGACUAGAUACAUUUAAAGUUUAGCACAAUCAGCAUUUCCCAGACUUCAGUGCUAGAAGCUUGCCAAUGUACUCAUUAUUCCUGUUGGUUUCUCGUUCAUUGUCUCUUCUACUUCUACUGUGUACGCAAUUGUAAUCUAGAUGGGGAGUCCAUCAAACAUCAGUAAAUAACAUUUUAUGCGUCAUGUUGCCCGGUGACUCAGCCUGAUUUGUCUCAAGGGUGAUCUUAGCAGUGAUUUAACUGGCGUUUUCUCUUCAAACUGGCUUGCUUUUCCCAGCGUACGAGCCGCAUCAGCCCGGGGGUCCGAACUCGGGACUUAAAGGUUAGCAAUAGCGCGCUUUGCCACGCCGUCCCCUCGUCACCACUAAUCAUGCCACUAUUUUUGCCUCUAUUAAUGCCACUACCCAUGUGACUAAUUAUGCCACAAAUGUAGUUUUCUUAAUGAAUCCAGUUUAAUCACCUUUAAUCAUAUCUCAUUACCACAGGCUCUUUAAGUUUACUUAUCUAUUUGAAACCGAAAGUAACAAGAAAGGUAGAAAGCUGUGCCUGUGUCUUCCAUUUUCUAUAUAAAUUCCAUUUCGUUCGUGGGGGGGGGGGG
Molecule: messenger RNA, 3579 nt
Organism: Physella acuta
Lineage: Eukaryota; Metazoa; Mollusca; Gastropoda; Physidae
Source: RefSeq, a predicted model, not a curated record